Messenger RNA from Aedes aegypti (yellow fever mosquito), 10908 nucleotides. It is a transcript of the gene Myo81F, whose product is annotated as myosin-I heavy chain. The record is from RefSeq and is a predicted model, not a curated record. NCBI's taxonomy places the organism in Eukaryota, Metazoa, Arthropoda, Insecta, Diptera, Culicidae. Gene Ontology annotation, cellular component: cytoskeleton; myosin complex. The transcript has 17 exons. The coding region runs from base 1391 to 8614 and encodes 2407 amino acids. Gene Ontology annotation, molecular function: ATP binding; protein binding; cytoskeletal motor activity. Gene Ontology annotation, biological process: signal transduction.
UCCAGUCGUGAGCUAUCCUGCGUCCGGUGUAGACGUGCCUCUGUGUCGCUCGUUCGUUCGCCGGAAAACGAACAGAGCAGCUUGCGAGCUAUUCAGUGGUUGAUUAUCAGCUCAGCUGGGAAGAAAUGCUUGUCGUCUACGCUGCUUCUUUGGGUUCGUGGGUGCGGUGAGCCGCAUGUAACGGUGACUUGUGUAAAUGCAUCUGUUAGUUCGUUUUGGUGUAUCAUUCAAUCCGUCGUCAUCAUCUGGCGUGUUAUGUUUUGGAGCAUAAAAUUGCCAGACCAUGCUUUUUCUGUGCUGCUUAUUCUUGUUCUCGUUUGAAGAGUUCAAAUAAAAAAAAAAAAAACAGGAGUAACAUUAUAGGAAAACCGAUUCUCUCCCGGUUGAGAGUAAUGUUGCUUUGGUAGGGCUCGCUCUCUUGGCUGCCGUUGCUGUCGCCUACUGAAUCGGCCGUCAGUCCUAGAAUCGCGUAUCCCUUUUGAUCGUAGUUGACCCCGAGUCCGUCGCCUGCUGCCUGACUGCUGUUAUAGAGGGAGGAUGAUGAUGGCUGCAAAAAUGGAUGCGUGAGCCAAAGUGAAAAAAAUGAUUCUUCCUCCAUCGAACGCGGGUGCAAACGCGACUUGGUUGCUUUGAUGGUGAUUAGGCGAAACAGGCAAAGUGAGUGGAUAAAGUGAAACUGGAAGCUCGUUGUUCGAUGGAAAAUCAGGAUGACCCGUGACAGAAAAGCAGUGAAUAUGUUACGGUUUGGGCGAAAAAUCAAUUUUCCUACAAAGUAAUUGCUUUUAUGUGGCUUGUUGGCAGUGUUCGAGGCCUGGCGUUGGGAAUGUGAAGUGCAGUGCAAUCGGUUUUCUUUUCAAACGGGCGGUGCGUGAGUUGAUACCAUUUAAAUCGCUAAGGAAAGGAUUGUAAUGAAAUUCCCCGCACGCCAGAAAAAGGUGUGGUGCGUCAGUCGUUGUCGUCGUCGUCAUCUUCUUCGUCCUGGUUGCAUGGGGAAAAGUCAGUGAAAAUUUUUCGAUAUAGCAGCAACUACACUAACAAGGCUCGCAUGAAAUGUACGGUAACGGGGCGCAGUAACAACAUCAAUAGCAGAAACGGCAGCAGAAGGGAAAACAGGAUACUGGUGGUCCCAGAGAAAUAGAGAGAUAACGGGAGUGAAGCUCUGCAUGAGAGAGCAUUUUAAGGAUAAUGCUCUUCCUUGAAAAACGAGAGAAAGUAGGAGAGAGUUGUUGACAGUGGUGAAGGCGCACUGGGCGCUCACAGCUGUAGCGUUUAUUGUGUAAACAUAAACUGGGGCCAGCAAGCGAGUGUCCCGCGACAGGAUUUUUAACACAGUUUGACGACAGGCACUUUAGCUGGAUACGAUACAGAAGGGGUGCAGGAGCUGGAAACAAUGGCUAUUCCCGUAUUUUUGGAAGGCCGCGUGGGUUCAACGCCGGACAAGGGCGUCCCGGAUAUGACAUGCAUCUCGGACAUCGACGAAAAUGGCAUCAACCGCAACCUGAAAGUGCGCUACGAACGAGACCAGAUUUACACCUACACGGGAUCGAUUCUGGUAGCCGUCAACCCAUACAAAGAGAUCGAAUGCUACACGCAGAAAUACGUUGCCAAAUACCAUGGCCAAAAGCUGGGACUUUUAGAACCUCAUGUAUUUGCACUGGCUGAGGCCGCGUACCGAAAUAUUCGUGAUAACGAAACCAAUCAGUCAUGCGUCAUCUCCGGCGAGUCUGGUGCCGGAAAGACCGAAACCACCAAAUUCAUCCUACAGUACCUCUGUUCGGUUACCUGCGAUGUGUCCACCUGGGUGCAGCAGCAGAUUCUCGAGGCCAACACAAUCCUGGAAGCGUUCGGCAAUGCCAAAACCAUCCGAAACGACAACAGCUCCCGCUUCGGCAAGUUCAUGCAGGUGUGCUUCGACUCCAAGUGGUGCAUCAAGGGAUGCAUCAUCCAGGACUACCUGCUGGAACAGUCCCGGAUAACGUUUCAAAGCCCCGGCGAACGGAACUACCACGUACUCUACCAACUGGUGGCCGAAGGGUGCAGCAACAAAGAAGUGGCUGCAUCCUUGCACCUGAAGGAUGCAGCCUUCUAUCGAUAUCUGAAUUCUUCCGAGUCCUCGGCGCAAGACGAGCUGGACAUUGCAGCCGAAUCGAAAAAGUUUGAAGCCCUAAGGUUAGCGUUCAACGUCCUGCAAAUCUCGCAACCCUUGAUCGAUGGGAUCUUCAAAGUGUUAAGUGCCAUAUUGUGGUUAGGUAAUCUAGACUUCGCCGACAUAGAUGGAGAACGGUGCGAAUUGGCAGAGCAGGACAAGGCGAUUGUUCCGAUCGUGGCCGAACUGCUGGGUCUGCAAGGUGAAGAUCUCGAACAGGUCCUUCAAAAGCGUCAGAUUAACGUCCGAGGGAACAUUACGGAGAUCCCACUGAAGUUGCAGGAAGCUCGCGAGAAUCGCCAUGCUAUGGCAAAGGCACUCUACUCAAGGACAUUCGCUUGGUUGAUCAGUCACAUCAACACCUGCAUCAAUCCGGGUCAGGAUGCAUCUCGAUUUCUGGGGGUGCUGGACAUCUUCGGUUUCGAGAAUUUCAAUACCAAUUCGUUCGAGCAGCUGUGCAUCAACUAUACCAACGAGAAGCUGCACAAAUUCUUCAAUCACUAUGUGUUCGCUCUAGAACAGGAAAUUUAUCGACAAGAGGAGAUCAAAUUCUCGCACAUUCAGUUCACGGACAACACACACUGUCUGGAGUUGAUCGAAAAGCCGCCACGCUGUAUUCUGAAGCUUCUGACGGAGCAGUGCCAUAUGCCAAAGGGUUCGGACACGGCCUACCUCACGAACUUGCACAGUGAGUUCGAGAGUCAUCCACGGUACGUCAAGGGUCAAGAUCGACGGCACUGGGAGUCGGAGUUUGGUAUUCGACACUACGCAGGGUGCGUAAGCUACACAGUGAAAGGCUUUGUAGAUAAAAAUAGGGACGUGCAACAAGACGUACUGUUUGACCACAUGAGUCGAAGUACGAACACCUUUGUUCAGGAGAUUGCAUCGUUCCAAGAUCUACUUAGCAUUCAACAGGUGCAGACCGCUUCUGCGGUGGGUACUGUCUCGCGAGGGACCUCCAAAGGAAAGCUCACCGUAAGCGACACUUUCCGGCAACAGUUGCAAGCUUUGGUAGACGUGCUGCAGAGCACAAAUCCCUGGUAUGUACGCUGCAUCAAACCAAAUUCGGAUAAGUUACCAAAUGACUACGACGACCAGCUGGUGCUAGAUCAACUAAGGUAUCUGGGUAUGCUGGACAUCAUCCGGAUCCGUCGGGAGGGUUUUCCAGUACACUUAACCUUCGACGACUUUGUACAGCGUUACCAGUGUCUCACAAAGCGCUUCCGUAAUUUAUCCAGCCAAGAUCAAGCGCUAGCAGUGAUACGGGAACUAAACGUUCCGCAAACGGAGUGGCAAACCGGCAAAACCAAAGUAUUUCUGCGGAGUGUCGUCCACGAACCGCUGGAGGAUGCCCGUAAGCAGGUCAUCAACUCGAAGGCCUUAGUCAUCCAAAGAAACUGGAAACGCUACAGCCAGCAGCGGAACUUUGCCAAGCUUCGAGCUGCAGCACUCAGGAUACAGCACGCGUACAAAGGCUGGAAACUACGGAUCGAGUUUCUCAAGAAACGUCGAGCUGCUAUUGUCAUCCAGAGCCAUCUGCGGGGUGUUUUUGCCAGGGAGGUGGCUACAGCGCUUCGAGAAAUGCGACGCGUGGACGAAGAGAUGCGCAAACGGGAACGGCUGGAAGCCGAACGAAAGGAACGAGAGGCGGCGCAAGCGGAGGCUGAUAGGAAGGCACUGGAGGAGAGCGAAAGCAUGCGUAAAAGUAGUGACGGACACCACCGGACUAGCUCCGAGUCGGGGGUCGCUAAGCAAGAGAUUUUAGCCCUGUCGCAAAUGGCCGAGCAAAUUAACUCCAAGCUGCACUCGCAACAACAGCAACAUGCCGCCAACAACAAUAAUAACAACAAUAACAUCAACAACAAUGGCCCAAGCAAAGACGCCCUCCUUAACGGGAAUGCCAGUUCCGGUUCGGCAUCGCCGGCUGUUUCGCUGGCCGCUUCCAGUGCCGCUAACCACGCCCAUCAGCAGAGCAACGAAUCGGUCGAUCUUGAUAAUCUGUUCGCCUUUCUCAGCGAGGUGCAACCCAAUGGUGCCAAUUCCAAUGCCAUCAUCGACGAAAUCGGCGAAAAGAUGGACAAUCUGGUGGAGGACCUGGACGUGGAGCUCGAAUCGGUCAUCCAGCAGGAGAUCGAGGGGUUGACGAGUGAGCGGAAUAAUAAUGUUAAUAAUCGUGCCGGCGGCGGCCCUCCGCAACCGCCGCCAAUGAUGAACGGAUUGGCCGCCAAUGGAAUCAAUAACAAUAACAACAACAUGAUCAUGAACAAUAAGCCGACGACGCCGAAGCCGAUGGGAAUUCCAUCUCUUCCGGAGCCGACGAUGCCCCCGCCACCGAUCCCAACCGACAACAACAACAGUUCACUGCCAAACUCGAUGCCGGUUCCGUCCACAAAGGACCAGCACCACAUCCGCCGCAAGGAAGAACCCAUCUACGAAGCCGUCAUCCAUCUCAAGGAACUUCCACCGCCUCCCGAAGCUCAGGAAAAAGUCCCACCGGUGCCGCAGCACCAGCCUGGACAGGCUCCACCCUCGCUCCAGCAGCAACUUCAACAACAGCACCAGCAGCAGUUGGCAGCGCAUCAACUCAGCCUGCAACAUCAGCUUCAACAGCAACAGCAGCACAACAGUCAUGCUCCUCCACCUCCUCCGCAUGCCCAUGGAGUUAUCCAUCAACCGCAGCACAUGGAGAAUGGAAGUCAUAAGUUGCGACCAAAGAGUCCAGCAGUUAUCCGAUCGGCGAGCCCGGUUCAACGAGGCUCCGGUGGACCAAUGAGCCCAUCCUCGCCGAAGCACAGUCGGCCGAGUUCGCGAGCUUCAUCUACUGGUGGAGGUCACCCGUUAGCAGAGCGCGAACAGCGUCGUAAGUACCGAGUGGAGAAGAAACUCCAGGAGAUGCAGCAGAUGGACAUUACCGAACGGGAGAAGGAACUGCUGCGAGAUGACGUAUACUACGACAUUCUGGAGUUUGCCGAAAGCUACUACAACACCCACGAACGAUCACCGGAGGGAACCAUCAUGGCGACCUUGACUCGAAAAGGUCGCAAGUCGGUCGACAUGGUGCCAAAGUAUGAGAUGAUCACGUACUACCGUGGCAAUACAAUCCCGUCGUCCCAUAUUCAUAUGUACGAUCCGGAGAACGUGACGAUUGCGUGCAAUAUUUUUAGAGAUCUUUGUAAAUACAUACGUGGUGAGCUAAGCAACGAGAAGGAACUGCAGGUUAUACAGUUCAUCAUCGGGCAGGGGAUCGAGCGGGAGGAACUGCGAGACGAAAUCUUCGUGCAAUGUAUGCGCCAGUCAACGAACAACCCGAGCGUGGACUGGACCGAUCGUGUAUGGCUGCUACUCUGCCUAACAAUUGUAGCGUUCCAGCCCAGUAAACUACUGUUCCGAUACUUUGUGAGUUUUCUCAAAAAGAACCUGGAGACGUUGGAGGGCAAGCUGAGGCAGUACGUGCAGUGGUGCUUAGACAAUUGCAAGAACACAAAGGUUCGCUGCCGACAGUAUGCUCCAUCCAGUGUUGAAAUAGCGGCCAUGCGUCGCUUGGGAACGAUCGUGUGUCGAUUCUUCUUCCUUGAUGGCCGUACCAAGGCCAUAGACGUGCACCCGACAGAUACGGCCAGUGAUGCCGUUGCCAAACUAGCGGAGAAACUGGGCUUAUGUAACAUAGAGGGUUGGGCUAUUUAUCAGUCGCGACCAGACGGUGAGGAGCACGUCAAGUCUCAUGAUUAUCUCUACGACAUCAUUGCAGCAUGGGAAGCCAAACAAACGAAAAUUCAUGCCGGAAGUUCAACACUUCGCAAGAACGCGACAACUCUGGGUUCAGGGGAAAAUCGGUUUGUCUUCAAGAAGCGGCUGUUCAAGAGCACCCGUGAAUUAUCACAGGAUCCAGUCGAAGUUAACAUGCUGUACGCGCAAGCCGUUUACAGUGUUGUGAAGUGUGACGACUUCCCUGUAUCGGAGAAGGUGGCUCUGCAGCUGGCUGGUCUACAGGCACAAGUCGCGCUAGGCGAUCCUUCAAACCAGCCCAAACCCGAAUACUACUCGGACGUGGCCAGCUAUCUACCGGAACGUGUUAGCAAAUCUCGUGAGGAGCAGUUCUGGGUUCCGAUUUUGGCGCAGGCCCAUCGGCAGUAUGGCGCUGGCCGUACAGAACUUACCGCUAAGGUCUUGUAUCUUUCUUGUGUGAUGCAGUAUCCGCUGUACGGUACCACUAUGUUUGCUGUAUCGUAUCGGGGCUAUUGGAGCUACGGAAAUAGUCUGAUCCUCGGCGUUAACUGCGAAGGCAUCAUCCUUAUCAAACCGGAUGACAAAUUUGUGCUGUCCGAGAUCCGGUACAGCGAUAUUGAGUCGAUCAUGCUAGAUCCGAGUGAUAGCUUCAUUACGAUCAGCCUGAACCGCCAUACAAGCACAAACAAUACCACGGAUCAGCAGCGAUGCUUCGUGUUCGAAACGUCGCAGAAGAACGAGAUCGGAUCUCUGAUCGUGUCUUACUUCCCGGCGUUAUCGAACUGGAUCACUGAAAACGAGGUCCCCGUUAAGAAAAGCAAGGGGAUCACCAACGAAGAUCGCGUCAGGCUGCAUCACAAUGUGGUUGUAUGUCGGCGACACCUGGUGGAUGCAGAAAUCCUCCGAAAGCCGCAAGAUCCUAGCGGUGGCUUUUUAAGAAAUACACUGCGGCGAUUGUCCAAGCAUCGGCUGGAGAAGCUUCGUGCCGAACAUGGUAGUUCGGCGCAUGAUCACGGCGAAACGUACAAGGGCUUCCCACAUGCAUACUGGGCUUUCAGUCGGCAAGCUCUACCACAGAGUAUGAGCAAGUUACCAGAUCAAGAAGAACAAGCCAUGGUUCAGGUGUUCAACUCGAUCUUGACCUACGCUGGUCUCGGUCAAAACGGUGAAACCGUACAAAGAGCCGAGGACGAACACAUUACCUUGAUUCAAUCGAUCAUGGAUCGUUGCAUGCGCAAGGAAUCUUUAUUGAACGAACUCUAUCUGCAGCUGAUUAAGCAAACGACCGAUCAUCCGGAUCCCAACUCCCGAGUUAAUCUACGCCACUGGGCACUGCUAUCGCUGGCAUGUAGCGUAAUUCUUCCCCCGCAGAAAGUAGUUAGAAAAUAUUUGAUAGGCCACCUGAAACGUUGUGCUAGCGAUUUCAUUAGCGAAGAAGGCAAGUACGCUCGCUUUGCCGAAAAGUGUUUCUUCAAGACGCAGGGAACUCGAAGAAGACAGUGGCCUCCGAGUCGGGAAGAGAUCGUCUGUACGAUCAAUCGAAGACCGAUCUAUGCUCGGUUCCACUUCAUGGAUGGACAGUACCAUUCGGUGGAGUUCCAUCCAAGUUCGACGUCGAGGGAAGUUAUGGAGAUCGUCAAGAAGAAAAUAGGUUUGCAGGAGAAUGCACAAGGCUAUGCCAUUUACGAAGUGCUAGGAGCUUCCGAACGCGCUUUACUUCCGGAUGAAAAGGUCGCUGAUGUGAUGUCAAAAUGGGAGAAAUACCGAACGGCGGCAGCACAGGCCGUUCAGCAGAAUCAGAACUCGAGUCUUCCGCCGGCAUGUCGAAGGCAACAUCAUUUGUUCUUGUUUAAAAAGCAUCUCUUCUGCGAUCAGUACAUGAACCUGGAGGAUCCGGUAGAAAAAGAACUGCUUUAUCACCAGGUGUUGCACGGUUUGAGAACCGAGCGGUUCCCAAUUUCUGAAAUGGAAGCGAUUAUGUUGACGGCCCUUCAAGGUCAGCUCGAGUUGGGUGAUUGCACGGACGUGGUUCAGGACUACCGUGCGAUAGCGGCCCACUGUCUACCGCCACGCUUCGUUCCGAACAUCCCGCACGAGGGAGUGGCCAUGCAUCACCAAAGCUUGCGAGGAAUGACUUCGGCCGAGGCGAAGAAGUCCUUCCUCAAUCUGAUUCAAAGCUGGCCCCUGCACAAGGCGACCAUCUUUGAUGUGAUGCAAUCGUUUACCUCCAACUGGCCUCGGAUACUGUGGCUGGCGGUGGACCAGAAGGGUCUGCACCUGCUGGAGCACCGAUCACGCAACACACUGUGCACGUACGAGUACCAGUCGAUUUUGUCCUUUUCGCCGAACAUGAACUGCUUGAUGAUCAUCACCGGAUCGGACAAGAAGCAGUCGAAGGUUAUACUGACGACGUCACAGGCCUUCCAAAUCGCCAACCUGAUCCGGGAGUACAUGGAAGUCAUCCAGUCGCAGUUGAAUGAGGAAUCUCAGAAGGAUCCCAACGCCGGAACAGCGGUAGCUCCUCAGGUUCCACCGCACAAUCAGCCGCUUCCGCCACCGCAUCAGAACCUGACGCCGCAGCAGCAACAGCAGUUGCAUCUACAGCAGCAACAGCAACAAGCACUGUUACAGCAACAGCAGGACCACAGAAAGUCCGGUCAGGGUGGUCAGACUAGGCCUUCUUCGAUGGCGAUGCUGCGACAGUCAGGAGGAGCCGCUCUGGUUGCGCCGCAACCAAGUUAAGAGGCGAUGAUUGCGGAAAAGGGAAUGUUACAGAGUAUUAGCUUAAAUAUCAGUAAUAAUUGUAAAACACUCACGAAGGGACGAUGUUGCAUUAAAUACGGAAAGAUUACAAUAAAAAUGUAUGUGUGAGAGACUGAUAAACAAGUUAUUAAGAGUUAAGAAAAUUUCGGACGCGCGUGAAAGGUUUGAUAAUCAGUUUAAGAAUGUUCAUAAAACUACUCGAAUCAACACGCGUGAUUUAGAUCUCAGUCAAGACGCAUGGAAAUCAAAAUUUUCUACUUACAACAAUAUCAAAUUGUUCCACGAAAUCAAAAUAUAAUCAUGAUAACCAUCAAUAACCAUGAAUAUAUGCUACAAUAAUCAAACAAGAUUACCGAUAGAAAUUCUGAUUUUCGUUGCGUCACUGAAAUCAAAGUUAAAAGUUUUUAACUAUCAUAGUCAAAUUUCGUAGUUUCAGUUACCUGAGCAAAGCGACCGAUAGAAUGCAUCCACGUCAAGUAGUAGAAUCUCCCUCACAAUCGUAUCCUUUGCGCGCUUUGAUGAUCUCAUUUAGUCGAAAUAACUGUACGUAAUUUGCUCACACUACAGAAGAACACAUGUUUAAUAAGCAAAAGAAUUGGUUCCGAUUCUUAUGGACUUGUUAUUAGCGAUUCACAGGUAUAACGAUUCAGAAGUUAGAAGCGCCUUUCACAACCCCUAGCACUUAGCACAAAGCACACUAACGCAAAACUGCCUUCGUUUCCACUUUGUUCGAUGUGUCUUUCGCUUCCUAUUUAUUAUAUUAUUUUUCUACAACAAUUCAACUGUCAAACUGUUUUACGAAUUGUUCGGGACUCAGGCCAUUACGAGUAAAAUUUAGUAAACUAUCUUUAGCUACCUUUCUCUCUUUGUUCGUGUUAUGAUUUUUCGGUUCGAAAAACGUGUGAUAUGCUGUGUUGAUUUUCUAUCAGUGCAUUGAAAUACGCAGAAAUCUCUUUUUGAUACAAAUUUUCGUGUAAUUAUUUAGCACGUAAGUAAAUCUCGGAUAGAUUAAGCUUAUCGAUAAUUUCCUCUAGAGAUACGUACGAAUGUGAGUAAUUUAUUUAUAAACGAAUAUUUAUUUGUAUGAUGAUAUUGGGGUUGUCCGACAUUUCGCGGUAAACCAUUCCGCGGUCAACCAUUUCGCGGUGUAUCAUUUCGCGGUUGAUAUCGUUUUGCGGUUUACCGUCUUGCGGUUAGUACCAUUUCGCGGUAUGCCGUUUUGCGAUCUAUACCAUUUCGCGGUGUGGUUUUUCCUACGAGUUGCACUGAAAAUUGUUGGCAUUAUCACUAAUAAUAUUUUCAUCGGUGAUUUACCCUUCUUUUGAACACAGGCAAUCCUUCAAAUUGCACUCUUAGGAUAGAUAAAAUAUCUCGGUCCAAACCGCGAAACGGUACACCGCGAAAUGGUACUGACCGCGAAUUGACAUGCCGCCAAAUGGUACUAACCGCGAAAUGUCGUAUCGCGACAUGACAAACCGCGAAAUGAUACACCGCGAAGUGGAUUACCGCAAAAUGUUAUACAAUCCUUUUAAACAAAACUACACGAAACCCCGCUUUUAACCAAUACACUUGCAUAAGAAUUCUUCUAGUUCACUUCAACUCAAGAUAAGUUCAGAAUUUUAUUUAUCGAAUCUUACCAAGUAGGGUAUAAUAAAUUGAGAAACAAAACUAUAUAUUGAAAGUCUAAGCAAACAAUUGCAAAACUAUUGAAAAUGGUUGAAAAUGAUUAUUGAACAGUUACAAGUAAAAUGUUAUCGAAGACAAACCCGAAAUGAAGCCUAAUCCCUAACACUAGCACUAACGGAAAGUAAACAGAAAACCAAACUCAAAAAAAGAACUAAUCAAACACAAAUGAAGAUAUAAACCAACAGUAAACAAAAAUUUCACUAGUCAAGACUAAUUGGUAAACGCGUUGCAGCAGAAAUACUUUCUAGUGAAUUGCUACCAAAUGAGAAGUGAGUUAUAAUCUUUCCUAAGUCCUUAAACUUCCCCGCUGAAGAACGGAAGCAGCAAGUCAGCUCUAGUGAAUCUCGAUUGCUUAAUGUAGACGAAAAAUUUAUGAUUUCUAAUUCGUUGCAAGCGCUCGAAAAACUUUGGCAAUGUGAACUUUGGGUGCCAUUGUCGUAACGCUGCACUGAAACUAUUGAAAGUGAAAUAUUUCGUUCAAAGAUCUAUUAACCAACGAGCUCCGCAAUAUUGCGGUAACCUUGCUUGCUAUACUGUCAUGGACUCUCAUAACGGAAGUAAAUCAAGAUUUAUUGAGCAAAUUGAAA